Messenger RNA from Penicillium canescens, 900 nucleotides. RefSeq lists its product as uncharacterized. The record is from RefSeq and is a predicted model, not a curated record. Gene Ontology annotation, molecular function: acetate transmembrane transporter activity. Lineage: Eukaryota; Fungi; Ascomycota; Eurotiomycetes; Eurotiales; Aspergillaceae. The transcript has 3 exons. Gene Ontology annotation, cellular component: plasma membrane. The coding region runs from base 1 to 900 and encodes 299 amino acids.
AUGUCUCAAAAUCAGAAGUCGGCCUUGGAAACCGCUCAGCAAGGAUAUAUCGAGGAUAAUAAUGACUUUCUCCAGCGGAUGCGCACUGCUGGGAGCGUUCAAUUACCAGCGGAGCUGUUUGAACAGCUGUAUUUGGCCCCUCAGAACCGUGUCAAAGGUCAUCUCCGGCAGACAUUUGGGAACCCAACACCGAUCGCUUUAGGAGGCUUUCUCAUGUGCUCGACAUCAUUGUCGAUGGCCUUACUUGGAUGGCAAGGUGCGGGUGGGCUUGGAGCCGCCAAUCUAGGAGCAUACCUGUAUGUCGGUGGAGUUACUCAGUUUCUUGGAGCAAUCGGGGAAUGGAUUUUAGGGAAUACCUUCCCCGCCGUUGUAUUUUUCCUAUUUGGCGGCUUUUGGCUGGCAUUUGGUACCGCAAUCGAUCCUACCACUGGAGCAUCUGCCGUGUAUUCUCCGGACCCCAAAGUACCAGCUGAAGGACUCGUUGAGCCUGCUUUCUUCGCUACCUUUGGGUUCUUCCUAGUGACCUUGGCCAUCGUUGUAGCCUUCUUCACUAUCGCGAGCCUCCGCACAAAUCUAGUCUUUUUUAUGGUUUUCCUGACCCUAACACCAUCAGGUAAACGAACAUUCCGAUCUUACAAAGAAGGCACUACUGACGCAUUUACCCUAGUUUGUUGCCUUGCAGCUGCUUUUUUCGCACUGGCAAGUGGUCUUGCUGCUGCUGCUGCCACAUAUCAGCAUGUCGGUGCCAUUUUGCUACUGGUAGUUAGUCUUAUGGGCUGGUACAUAUUUCUCUCCCUCAUACUGCUAGCAGUGGACUUUCCCUUCUGGCUACCUAUGGGAGAUUUGUCAACCAUUAUAAAGGGCUUCAAUGAUAAGAAGACAUCCGAAGGGGAUGUCUAG